Numida meleagris (helmeted guineafowl) is the source of this 6095-nucleotide messenger RNA. RefSeq names its product centrosomal protein 295 (gene CEP295). Gene Ontology annotation, biological process: regulation of centriole replication. Gene Ontology annotation, cellular component: centriole; cytosol; centrosome. The record is from RefSeq and is a predicted model, not a curated record. NCBI's taxonomy places the organism in Eukaryota, Metazoa, Chordata, Aves, Galliformes, Numididae.
AGGAAUGUACUACGCAUGCGCAGAGCUCGAGACCCGCCGGGACUCUCGGUUUCCCGCCGCGCGCGCGCUGAUUGGCCGCUGGCGGUAACGUGGGAGGGCAGCCGUUGGGCGUUGAGGCGGCUGGGGGCGGGCUGCGCUCAUCGGUGCGUUCCACUUCUUCUCCCUCCUCGUCGGUUCUCUUCAGCCGCUUUGUCUCCGGCUCCAGGAACUGAUUAUUCUGUGUUUCCGAAGAUGAAGAGGAAGGUGUCAAAAGUUGGGAAACUGAGGCUUAGUCCUAAUGAGGAAACCAUGCUUCUGAAAGAAGAGUAUGAAAGGAGAAGAAAACUGAGGCUGCAGCAAGUUAGAGAGCAGCAGAAGCAUAUAUCCUUGCAGAUAAGACAGAAAGUAAAGCAGAGGAGGGAAGAAAAGAUACAUCAGUUAGAGGAGGCAUUGAGAGCUGAAUGGCAGAAAGCACAAGAAGAGAAGAUGAAGGCUUUAGAACAACUGUUUUUAUCAAGCUUAAGAGCUGUUGGUGAGGGUCACCGACAAGCCAAGGAGAAUGAACCUGAUUUAGAAGCCCUGGCAAAGCAAGCAGAGGAAAGGAAGCAAAGAGCAGAGAAGAGACAUAAGAAAGCCUUGAAAGAGCAGAAGUUGCAAAAGGAGAAAUUAUUUUGUGAACAAGCCCGACGAAUAGAUGCACGUAAGCAUGCUCUGGAUGUGGAAAGAGAAAGAGCAGCCAGAGUUGCAAGCCUACCACCUCCUCCGCAACAUCCUCUUGAGAACCUGGAAGUGAAGAAGAUUCCUGCAGUGAAGGCCUACAGUGCUGGCAAAUUUUCCGUUACGCGUUACCAUCUUUCAGAACCUUACGUGGACAGAGAAAUGAACGGAGAACAGCCAGACGCUCGGUUAGCGGCCGAAGAGGAGGUGAAGCGUUUGAGGGAGCUACACGGAGAGGCGGAGAGGGAGAGAAGAGAGCAGCUUGAAAAGGCACAUCUCAGAGGAAGCCAUGCCUUGAAGAAGGUCCAUUUGGCUCAGGAUAGGGAAAGGCUACUGAAAGAACUUGAACAAAUGCAGACUAUGGAUCGAAUGCGCAGAAGACAAAUGGUAGCACAGAUGCCACCUCAGCUUUUUGUACCUGGAUACAAACGCGUGGAAAUGAAAGAGGACUGGCAGAGAGAAUUGGAGUUUGCCUUUGAAGAUAUGUACAGUGAAGACAGAAAAAUGAAAGGAGACUUGAUUUUGCAAUUUGAGCCACAGCCUUUGCCAUCCCCUUCUGAUAGAUCUCAAGAUAAUGAUCUUGAUCUCUCUUUGGAGCAAGAAUCUGUUUGUGACAGUCAACAAGAAUUGGGACGGAUGGCGGAAGAGGAGGUCCCUGCUGAAUCAGAAAGUCAUAAAGAGGUAAAAACUCAUCAACCUCAAUCAAAACUUGCCUUGAAGAAAUUGCUGAACAAGAUUAGAAGCCAAAAAGAGGAGUGGACAUCAAGAAGUGAGAAAGAGGUUCCAAGUGAAAUUGAGACUGUUGAAUCAGGCGCUAUUGCUAGCAAAGAGAAACAGUUGGUUGAUUUGGAACUUAAUGAUGAGCAACACAAAAAUUCUGUACGUGAAGCCAAAGAGUCUGUGGAAAUGUUGGAACAUAGAGUGGCACCUGAAAAUUCAGUUCUUAUCCAUCCUCAAGAACAAGCAGCUAAAAUUAGAAUGGAAAAUGAGAGACAGCAGUGGCUUGAGCAUAUAGAGCAGCAGAAACGGGAACAGCUGGACUUGCUGAAACAAAUUGAAGAAGAGAGGGCACAUCUGGAGAUCCAAAUGCAAACCUGUUUGGAAGAGGCUAAGAACAAGGAGGAGGAGGAAGAGGAAAGUCAGCCAGUACAAAGCUGCUGUGUUCCUUCUACAGAUCAACAGAAGAAGGCAGAACAUGAGACUGGAAGUAGUGCUGUGCCAGAAACUAGAAGUCUCGGAGAAGACAGCCACUUACAGAUGAUUCGUAAUUAUCAACAGCGCCUUCUGCAACAAAAUAGGCUGCACAAACAGACAAUCAGUGAAGCUAGAACGCAUCUACAAGAGUAUCAGAAUAAAUUGAAGCAAAGGUACUUGACUGAUCCUGUGAAAAUUUUAAGCUCUGUGGAAACAACAUCAAUUAAUUUAAAGCUUGUCUCAGAACCUGUUCUACAGAGGCAGAGAACGCAGCCUACACAGCACCAGUCACCUGAACGAGUUAGUGCAGAAGACUGCAUGCAGUCACUACCUCUUCUUUACAACAUAUGCAAUCUUCCUGAAGAUGCGUCUUCACAAAAACGCGGAGAGAAAGGGCAUAAUGUUUAUUGUGGUAGACACGUACAUUCUCUAGAACCGUCGAUUUUGAAGUUUGGAGAGUUUUUCUUGCCGCAGAGCUGUUCUUCGCAGGAACAAGUGGGAAUGUUAGAAAGCCCUGACAGUGAGGUCAGAGAACCAUCUGUGUUCCAGUUACCGUCAGCAUUAGUCACACAAGAUGCUUGUGCAGCCAGAACACAACUGGAAGCAGGUGUACAACAGGUUAGAUUUGCCUUACCUGCAGAACAUUCCUCUGAGCCUUCAGAAACAGAACACUUUAAGGAAUCACAUCAGAUGCUGUCUAACCAUCCAAUGGAAACAGAGGAAGAGCCUCCACCUAUGGCAACCCUUAUGCCAGCAACAAAAGGAUCUCCUGUAGCGCAGGCAGCCACAGUUGAUUCUUUGGCUUGUCAGCAGCGGUCUGCAGAGAGCCCCACCAGAAAAAGCCUUGAACCCGCUUCUUUUUCUGGACCUGUGGCUUUAUCCCAUGAAGAAGGUGUUGAGGAAUUCUUAGUAUCAAAAAGUGGAGAUGCAUCUUUGUUAAAUUAUUCCAGUAUACUGAACUUAAGGGACAGAAUGUUGGCCUCAUCAGAAAGCAUCCAAGCUCAGCAACAGUAUUUGAAAGAAUUGCAAGAGCAGCUAGAUGCACGUAGAGAAGCUCUUCUUUCUAGACAGAAAAUACAAGAACAACUGCUUAUACAGAAGCAGGAUAAACUGAAGGAACAGAUGCAGAAACAACAAGAGGCUUUGAAAGAGUUUCUGAACAAGCAGGUAAGACAUAGCAGCAUGAAUGAAGUAAUGACAGAGCCACAAAGCCCUGACUGGAUUAAUAAGAGUGACUUUUUCCAAGACUCAGAAAACUGCCAGCAAGAGAACUGUGACAUGAGUAAAUUUCACAGAGAUGAAAUGAUUUCACAGUACAUCAGUCUAGCUGGGCAAAUUGAGCAGCCUGAAAAAGUUCUGCAUAGAGAUCAGAAAUGGAGGUCUUCCAGACCACCUGUGACAAAAGUGAAGUUGGGGCUUGGUUUGGAACAACAUGAGCUCAGUGUUAUUCCAGAAGUGGACACACCAAGGAGUUGCAAUAUUUCUUUUGCAGGUAAAACAGGUUCUGUUGGUGGAGAGCCUUCUCCCAUUGCAGCUGCUGGGGAGUUUGUGUAUGUGAAAUGUUACGGUGAUGCUCUUCAUAAAGAAGGCAUGUCACCUGGGAGCACAACAAGCCGUGAGGAACGAGUUCCUGUUGAAAGUGCAAGGCAAAGCAAACAGUCUGGAUUAUUACAAGAGCUGCUGCUGAUGUCUGCUGAGAAUUCAUAUGAUUCAGCUCAGUCCCAAGAUUCUCUCAUGGCUCAAGAUUUGCCGGUUCUUGCUGCUGCAGUUGGAGAGGGCUCACCGCAUUCUGGACCAUCAUUAAGAGGCACUCAUGCGGAAGUACUUUCUAAGGUAGUGUCCAUGGAUGUAGGUUCAGAAGCUUCCAUGCAAGCAAUACUCUGUGAUUUAUCUUCAACUGUUUCCACUGGAAGCUUUUUGACUACAGAAACGCUGGAUGUCAGCCCUUCUGACACUGGAUUGUCUUCUGACAGCAUGGAAGAUCAAAUUUUGAAAAGAAUAGCAAGCAGCCCGUGGAACUCCUCACUGCCUUUUACCUUGCAGCAGAGGCAGGAGGAUCUGUCUGGUGUGCCUGAAACCCAGUUGCCUGAAGGAGUAACCUGCCUUGAUAAAGGAAGUCAGAUUCAGCAGAUCUUGGAGAAAUGUUGUGGAGAGUUGAACUCUUCAUCAGAGAACAGUAUGUGCUUUGAAGCUUUAGCAGCUGAGCUUGAUUUUCCUGAAACGGAGAGGCAUUUUCCUAACUUCUGCCAUCAGCUUUUCCAGCCUUUGGAACCAAGUCCCGCCUUCAGUGUUUCAUCAUCCAUUUCUCAUUACAAGACUCCACAAGACAACAAAGAAUUUAGGAAGACUUCAACAUUUUCAACAGAAAGUCAAGACCAGUCUGCAUUUCUAGAAGUGAGAAAUUCCAAUUUGAAGAUAGAAAGAGGCGGUCUGAUGGCCAGUCUUGAAACAGGCAAGCCAAAGAGCAUGACAGCAGAAGAGUGUUUCGAAGAGAAUAUUACUCUGGGUGUGGAAGAAUCUUUUCACCCACUGCAAUUAGAACUUGCUCUGAGCGAUCCCUGCCAGAAUGCUGCUCGGCCAGCUGGCGUCAACGCUGUGUCAGAGGGGUCCUUGGAACUAAAUCCUGGGAUUAAAAAUGGGUGCGACGAGAACGAUGUUUCAUCUGACAGACAAUAUGAAGAACUGGCAAGGAAAAUGGAAUGUAUUGGUCUCCAGUGUUCGAUGGAGGAUAUGCGAAACGAAAGUCUGAAUUCGCUGGGAGAACAGAAAUCAUUUUAUCAGCUCAAUACCACACCGGUUACAGUGGAUGAACCUUUCCCUCAACACACAUUAGAAGAGGGUGUGGCAUUCAAAAAAGAGAUUCUGUCUUCUGAAAAAUUUCCUAUCAAAUUACUUGAUAGGAAGUAUGUGAAGCUCCCUGAAAAAUUACUUCAUGUACAGGAAGCAAAUAAAGCUGUGGAGGUGGAUUCUCAGUGCAAUACAAACGCAGAGGAGCCGGAUGAAGGUUUUCCUCAAGUUCGGGUGUCUUUAAGGAUUACUGAAGACAUCAGCUUGAAAGCCCCAGAUGUUCAUUUACAGGCAACAGUAAAACAGAAUGCUUUCUGCCUGGGAAGACAAGUAAAACAGUCUAACUCUGUGCCUGGGAGCUCAUCUCGUAUUCCAAUCUGGGAGACUGAGUCAGGGCGUGGUAUUAUGGAAGAACCUGAACUCACUCUUGUGAGCUCAAAUGACAUCAGUAUUGCAGAAUCAGACCCUGAACACAUGAACCAAGAGAAGAGUAGCGAGGAUAAAACGAAUAACCCAGCGUGUGUGGAUAGGGCUGCCAUCAAUGUUCUCACUGAGAAAAGAGAAUUUUUACCGCCAGUUCCAGAUGCAGAUUGUUCAGUGCUCCUAAGGCCUGACAGCUCUUCCGAAGCCCAGAGCCCUAACGAGGGUUGGUUUCCAUCACAUCAAACUGCAGUGAUGCUGCUGGAGUCUGCUUCUGCACCAGGAAGUUUGCAAGAAUCUUUUUUGAAAAGAAAGAAGGACUUCAUCCAGAAAUCCCUGAAAAGAGUAGAAGAAAUAAAACAGAGAGAGAGAAAAAAUGAGAAGCCAGAAGGCAGACGGUUUCAAAGGAGAAAGCCUGAGGCAUUAAGCAGGCAAAAGGAGCGUCUUGUUAUCCCUGAAAGAAAAAAAGAUGCAGUUGUCAAUCAGCUGAAGAAAGUAGGAGAAGUGAAAGUGUCGUCUCCAGAAGACAGGAAGGCUGGGGAAGCUGAAAUGUAUCAGCGCACCUCAAGACUUUAUAAUCAGCUUUCAGAAGUAAAAAUCAGAAAAGAAGAAAAAUCAAGGCAGGAAACUUAUGCUAAAAACAGAGAAAGGGCUAAGGAGUUCCAAAAGAAAAUGCUGGAAAAACUACGAGCCAAGAAGCCAGGGAAAACACCCUGACUGGGAGAAGCCUCUGAACAAGAAACAGGGCUGUGUUGAUACAAUUCAGAAUAUCUAACAGUGAGAUCUGUAUUAAACUAAUUCAGUGUGGCCACAGUUCCCAAGCUUACAGAUGCUUUCUGUAGUGCUAUCUACCUUUAACACGUGGCAACCAUGAAUGACAUUGCAGGAAAGCUUUUUUGUGCCUUAGUGUUUUAUAGAGUUUUUACUACUUGUAAUAUACAUUGUGCAAAACAUCCUCUAAUAAAAAGUGUUUAAAAAAAACUUGAGUUCAUAGCAUA